Messenger RNA from Purpureocillium takamizusanense, 1092 nucleotides. RefSeq lists its product as uncharacterized. Gene Ontology annotation, biological process: protein phosphorylation. The coding region runs from base 1 to 1092 and encodes 363 amino acids. Gene Ontology annotation, molecular function: ATP binding; protein kinase activity. The transcript has a single exon. Lineage: Eukaryota; Fungi; Ascomycota; Sordariomycetes; Hypocreales; Ophiocordycipitaceae. The record is from RefSeq and is a predicted model, not a curated record.
AUGACUGUCGCGCUAAGAUACGAGAUCGAACACCAUAUCACCAGCACCCGAGACGAUGAUCAUGAUGCACGCUUCACGGUCCGCCGAAACGGCAAGGCCUUUUACAUCAAGGUCUCGCCAUCCCAGUUUGUUAACUCCCCCGUGAUGAUGAAGAAGUACUUGUCGUACCUGGAGGUGCUCCGGUCAGGCGAAGAGGUCCUUGGCGACAUCUACGACACCGACGUCUACGAAUGGGUCAUUGCCCCAUUUGAGCCGCUCUUCGCCGAGCUUGCGCCUAGCCCGUCAUGCCUCCCAGAGGACAUCAGGAUCACUCUGCAAGAUCAUCUUUUCCCAGAGUUUUUCGUCCUUGCCCUAGACAUUGUUGAUGAAAAGCCGUAUCCGCGCCGUAUCGCAGCGACAGAAUCGCCUCAUCGGCCGUCGUUCGUCCGCUUUGAUGACGACUUCCUCGACGACCUGGAGACAUGGACAGCCUUCUAUGAUCCCGCUGGAAUCACCUUAAGCUUCAAAGAUCCCGAGGAUGCGCUCUUCAAGCCACCCAACAAGGUUCUCAUCGACAACCGCCAGACUGAAUGCUUCUUUAAGCCAUGCAACUCUAGCGUCCAGAUUCAACAGGAGCUUAAAGCCUAUAAGAUAAUUCACGCGGCCGGCUUGGACUCUCAGCUAUACAUAUGCCACGUAUAUGGCGUCGUCAUGGAUGACUCUGGCUUUAUUCUUGGCCUGUUGUUGACUUACAUUGACAAUGGAGAUUGCCCACUGUCUACAAGAAUUCAUCCUGAUGAACCCGACGAUCCCCCGCCUGUGGUCAGAGAACGGUGGUUAGGCCAGCUUGAUGCCGCCCUCGCAGGGCUGCACAAAGCCGGCGUGGUCUGGGGAGAUGUCAAGGCAGAGAACGUUCUGAUAGACCGGGACAACAAUGCGUGGAUUACUGAUUUUGGCGGCGGUUAUACCGAGGGCUGGGUCGACAAAGAGAUAGCAGGAACCGUAGAAGGGGACUGGGUGGGUAUGGCUAAGCUGAAGAAGUUUAUCUUUCCAACCAAGAGAGACACGGGACUAGAGUCUCAAGGAGAGGGGCAUGGCACAAGUAAAAGCUAA